Messenger RNA from Bombina bombina (fire-bellied toad), 6146 nucleotides. RefSeq names its product serine protease 53-like. The transcript is spliced from 15 exons. The record is from RefSeq and is a predicted model, not a curated record. Gene Ontology annotation, biological process: proteolysis. Gene Ontology annotation, molecular function: serine-type endopeptidase activity. The coding region runs from base 2104 to 5040 and encodes 978 amino acids. Lineage: Eukaryota; Metazoa; Chordata; Amphibia; Anura; Bombinatoridae.
UUUUGUUUUGGAUUGAUUCGAAUUUGGAUUUAUUUGAAUGUAUUCGUUUCAGCUUUAUUCGGAUUUGAAUAAAUUCGGAUGUAUUCGAAUGUAUUUGUUUCGGAUUCGAUUAGUAAAUUCGGAAGUUUGGUAUGUGUUAUGUUGAUUCAGUCACACAAACGCCAUUAUUUCACUGUUCUAUCUUACUAAAUUUAUUUUUUAUACUGAAUUGUGAUUAGAAAUUUAAUUUGUAUACUGAAUUGUGAUUAGUUCAUGGCCAUUCGAAUGUAACGAAUAAAUCCAAACUAAUUCGGAUUUAUUUGUUACAAAUGCAUUUGGAUUUGUUUUGUUUCGUUGCUAGGGUAAUUCGGAAAUUAGAAUCGAUUCGACUCUCCAAAUUUGGCAAAUUCAUCCAAAUUUUGAUUCGGAACAAAACGAAACGCACAUGUCUAUUGAAAAGUUGUCUUACUACAUGUAAGUAAACAGGCUAUAUUAAUAUCGUGAGGUGUUUAAUGUCCCUUUAAGAUAUAUAAAUAUGUAUGUAUAAUGUUUGCCCAUCUUACUCUCUGUUUUUCUCCUUCUGUAUUACUUUGUAACACUGCCAUUUUUCUCCAGCACAACAGAUUCAUUGUCUUCAAAUGGCAUCAGUAGAAGAUCUGCUGCAGACGGGUUAGAUAUCCGAUACUUCUCAACGCUCUGUACCGCUGGUUCCCAAUAACCCUUAAGAUCUUCUUCCUCACCAUCAUUCUGUGCCUAAUGCGGUUUUUCUGCUUAUGUAUAUAGUUUUAAGUAAUGCUGAUUGGAUACAAGAAAAAACAAUUUAGAAUGAAACCAAAUGAGUCACUGUGAAACACUGAGCCCUAAUUCUCAUGUGAAUAGGGUUGCCAGGUGUCCAGUAUUCAGCCGGACUGUUGAGUAUUUUAGCAGGAUGCCCGGUAAAAUCUUCACAAAAAUACUGCACACUUACAGUUUUUUAAAGUCCCCAAGUGUUAGCUAAAUGUAAACGUUCCUAUGCCUCAACGCAUUACAAAUAUGGAAAACGAAGAAGUAAGGGACAGUCAAGGGAGUCAAAUAAUUUCUGUUUAUGUGUGUCACUGGCAGGCAAGAACAUAAAAUUAUUGAUUUGCAUUUCAAUAGCAGCCAAGGGGUAAAAUGACUGCUCAGUUGUGAAAAAUAUACAUUGUGGGAUCAAGAGCAGGGUCUAAGGUAAAACUAUUGGGACGAGCAUUGUGCGGCCCUACAUACCAUUGUGCCCACUCACUGACAGAUUGUGCGGCCCUACAUACCAUUGUGCCCACUCACGUACAGAUUGUGCGCUAUUUUUGUGGAGGAUAGCUGGCAAUCCUACAUGUGAAUAUUUAACCACUGAGUCUCAUUUUCAAACAUCAGUAAUUAUUAUAGUGUAUAACAGGUAAAUACAAUUUAGAAUGUUAUCAGGUCUCAACAAUAUUUUGAACAUGUUUGCUUCAGACUUUGCAGAGAAAUAGGAACUGAUAAAACUGAUUUGGACUGGAUUCUGAUUUGCUUAUCAGUUGAAGAAGAAGGCAGCUACGUAAUGGUGGGGGGAGUCCGGCAUCCAUAUUUACCGGGUAUUAGAGUAGUUAGCGCCGCUGAUUAGGACAGAAGCAAGGCGGCAAGGCAGGAGGGGUAUAGUGUAGGCGGACCUCCGUUUUGUUAUUUUCAAUAUAAAAACAUGUUAAAGUAAGUGUUGACUGUCCCUUUAACUUCCUUUCCUGCUCUAUAGGAAAUAAUUUGCUGGGGGUCUUUAAGACCAUCAGCUGCCCACACUGAGCCCUGGUCCUCCUUUACCCAAACUGGAUCUGACCCAGAAGCGCUGGAUUCCUCAGGCACCACCGUUCUUCUGCUCAUCAAGGCAAACCACACCUGGUCUUGAAUCUCCAGACACAUCCGGCCCGGCACCACAUUUGUAGACUUAUCCUGGGAGCGACACUUGUAUGUCCAGCAGCCAUGGUGGGAAAAUGAUGGACCCGCUCUGCUCCGGAUGGAUGAAGAUAGAAGAUGCCGCUUGGAUGAAGACUUCUGCCGCUUGGAGGACCUCUUCUGCCCGGAUCGGAUGAAGACUUCUGCCCCUCUGGAGGACCACUUGUGCCCGGCUGGGUGAAGAUGGCUCAAGUGCUCCAGCUCUCAGGAGCAGCCACAGUGUGUGGCAUACAAGGCCUGAAGACACGUAUUUAUGGGGGAAGCCGAGCGGUACCUGGAGAAUGGCCCUGGCAUGUGGCGCUAAACUUUCUGGGCACACCAAACUGUGGCGGGAGUUUGAUUUCUGAUAGGUGGAUCCUGACUGCUGCUCACUGCUUUGAGGGAAACCUGACUAUAAGUGACCCCAAGUCCUGGACAGCGCACCUGGGCUUCACCAGGCUGGGAGGUGCUCAAGAAAGCUCAGCGGUCAGUAUGGUGCUAUCUAAGAUUGUGAUCCAUGACAGUUACACCGAUGCUAUCAGUGGGCAUGACUUGGCUUUGGUGGAGCUGGCAAGCCCAGUGACUUUCACAAAUUUCAUCUCCCCCAUCUGCCUCCCUGAGGACACCCACAGAUUCCAACUUCGCAAAACUUGCUGGACCACUGGGCUUGAGGACGUGCCAGACGGAGUACCCCUGGAUAGUAAGAGGUCUCUGGAAAAGGUCUCUCAGACUCUCAUUGGUUGGAGAACGUGUAACUGUGUUUACAACUCGCAUAACAGACCAGAGCUAGAAAACCCUACGAAGCCUGGCAUGUUGUGCAUUGCUGCAAAUGAUGGAGAUAAAGGUCCCUGCUUGGGGGACUCUGGGGGUCCAGUGGUCUGCAACGAAGAAGGUGUCUGGUUUAUUGCCGGUGUCAUUAGUUUCUCCCAAGGUUGUCACUUGCGUAACAGCCCCACUGUUAUCACUGCUGUGUCAUUUUAUGAGGAAUGGAUUAGAAAGACUGUAGGACCUACAGCCGCAUUCAACUCUCAGAGUAUCAAAGUGACUGACGAUAUUGACACAAAUGACUGCUCUGACAUUCUCAGCAACAGGAACUCAGGCUGUGGGAUCCCAGAAAUAAAGGAUGUUGAUCCUGACACUCCAGGAGCCUGGCCUUGGCUUGUGAACCUGAUCAAAGAUGGAACCAGAGUGUGCAGCGGGGCCUUAAUCUCAGUUAACUGGGUGAUAACAGCAGCGCACUGCUUCAUCAGCACCACCUCCUCAGACUCCCCUUUUGAUUGGUCUGUGGUUGUGGCCCCAGGGACCCCAGCAAUGACGCAGUAUCCCGUGCAGAGAAUUAAUUUACACGGGGCUUACGUGUUGCCAGAAGAUGGGGCAGAUGUUGCUCUUGUUCGGCUUUUGCGCCCUGCACCUUUAGGACCAUACACCAAGCCAGCCUGCCUUCCCCUGGCUUCCCACCGUCUGCCCUAUGGCUCCACCUGCUGGCAUACAGGCUGGGAUGGACCUCAACCAGAUAAGGAAGUGCGACUCCCCCAAGCUGUGGAGAUGAAGCUGAUUGGUCCCAAUAAGUGUAACUGCAUCUACAGUCACCCUGGCCGGUACAAUCACACUGUAUCCAUAAUGCCUGGCAUGAUCUGUGCAUCACACCAGGAAAAUGAGCAAAGAAAGUGCCAGAGUGACUCGGGAGGGCCCCUUGUUUGUAAGGAAAACACAACAUGGUUCCUGGUAGGGGUGCAGAGCUUUGGGGGUGAAUGCAAAGACAGGAAGGAUGGGAUCUCCAAUCCAGGAGUGUACACUGGUCUAGAUGCCUAUGUGGACUGGAUUAGCCGGGUGACACAAGAUGCUUCCUUCAGCCUGCAGAUACUUAUUCCCCCCACUGACCUGGACAGUAUGAAGUGCUCACAAAACAGUAGUGGCUGUGGACUCUCAGUAACUUCCCCUGGUUCUGAUCCAGUUGGUGCUGCUGUGGUAGCCGCAUGGCCCUGGCUAGUCAGUGUGCAUCAGUUCGAGUUCCAUGACUGCUCUGGGGUUCUCAUCGCUGAGACUUGGUUCCUCACUGCAGCUCACUGCGUAUCUAGCUCAGUAUACAACAGCGACUCUUUCGUCAUCCUGGGGAGACACAGUCAGGAUGGGGAGAACCCUCAUGAGGUGCGACGCAGGAUAAAGAGGAUCAUCACUCACCCUGGGUACAACAGGGUGUUAGGGCACAAUGACCUUGCGCUGGUGGAAGUCUACUACGGUGUCACCUUCAGCAAUUACAUCCUGCCCAUCUGCCUACCCCUUCCUGAUGUCUCUAUUCCUCACAACAGCAAAUGCUGGGUCAUCGGCUGGGGAAACUUGCUUCCAUCAGGUGUACGUGACCCUUUCCCUCCGCUGAUGGAGCUAUCAGUGCAUCUGCUGCAGGGAGAUAAAUGUGGAGCUCAUAUGGAAAGUAACCAAAGCAAAGAAACUCAGCUGUGUGCGGCGGUGGAGAUAGACGGCAGCUAUAUCUGCCUUGAAGACCAUGGAGCUCCUCUUGUGUGUCAUCAACAGCCAAAAGGUCAAUGGUUCCUCCUUGGUAUUAAAAGCUAUGGCCCAGAAACUAAGGACUUAGUGUGUCCUGGAAACUACACCCCAGUAAGUUCCCAGCUGUCCUGGAUCAGGGAGGUCAUUUCUGAUAAAAAUAUUUUAAUGCUUGAGGUACCAAACCCAACAGAGGUGGGACAUGGAGAGACAGUAACUUCCCAGAAGCCUACAAUCAAGUGGCACAGCACUUCUGAAAGUCUGCAGAGCAUGAACACAGCAAUCACACAUGAAUCCAAUACAAGAUUUACUAGUCACAAUGUCAGCUCUGGAAAGGAAGGUACCAACACCGGGUACAAAUACACCACAGCUCUGGAGAACCUUACAGCCAGGACCACACAUAAUUUGUACUCAACCCACCCUACUAGUGACAUGGGGCUAAGGCAAAGCUCAAGCCCACCAGGCAGGACGUUCACCUCUAAAAGGCCAACUGUAACAUCUGCAGGUCAUUAUCUGGGGUGCAGUUGGCUUCGCAUCAUUAUCUUCACGUGCACGUGUCUGUUUGUAGCACUGGCGCUGCCAGAAACUGGACAUCUCUGUUGUAAUACAAGGACAAUAGCUUAUCCUGCUGUGCAGUAAAACACUGGUGUCUAAACAGGAAAAUAACAUUCAAUUAAAGGAACAAGUAAAAUUAUACUUUUAUGAUCCAGAUAUAGUGCACAAUACGGUGCUCCAAACACGUGCACGUUCCCAAGCCUACCUCAGUAUGCUCUCAUAGAAUGAGCUACGGUUCAACAAAUUUAAUAAUAGAAGUAAAAUGGAAGGUUUUGCUUUUAUUUGGAUGACUUGUCUGAUUCAUGAAAGUUUUAUAGAAUCUUCUGUGCCUCUUUAAACAAUUUCAAUAGAAUUUCAUUUCAACUACUUACUAUUUAACAGCUUGAUGCAGACUACGAGUUUUAUUUGAAUAUGUCCGUUGUCCAGGAAGCGCAAGAAAGUAAAUGUGAAUGCAAUUUUUGUAAGGAGCCGACAAAUAGCGUAAAGUUUCAUAAUUAGCGCAUCAGGCACGGCAAGUAAUAGCGCAGGACUUCCGGAGCAAGUUGCACUGUUUUAUGAGAGGAACAUAAAACCCAACAUUUUUCUUGCAUGAUUCACAUAGAGUUUGCAAAUUUAAACAACGUUCCAAUUUACCUCUAUUAUCACAUUUCCUUUAUUCUCUGGGUAACCUUUGUUGAAGGAGCAGCCAUGCACUACUGGGAGGUAGCUGAGCACAUCAGGUGAGCCAGUGACAACACUCAUACAGUAUAUGUGCUGCUCCUGAGCAUACAAAGAUAUACUUUUCAAUAAAAGAUACAAAGAGAAGGAAGUGAAUUAGAUAAUACAAGUACAUUGGAAAGUAAAUUGUUUGCUCUAUCUGACUCAUGAAAGAAAGAUUUUUUGGGGUUUCAUGUCCCUUUAAUGAUAUUAGUAUUUUGCUAAUGGAUAUAUAUUAAUAUGACAAUUCACUGCAAACUGUAAGUAUUGGAGCAGGCUAGGUCCGUUCAUGGAAAGAGGGAGGAGUUUCACAGUGUGAUUGACAUCUUGUCUUCCACUUUCUCAUGUACCAGCGUUCAGCUUCAAGCCGUCUCUCACAACCUCUCUGGCCUUGUGUUUUCUACAAGUGGAUUGUAAUGUUGCUGCUCAGGACAAACAAAAGCAAUGUAGGUCCUAUGUACUUUAAAGGGACAAUAAAUACCCUGAAAUUACAA